This is a messenger RNA of Didymosphaeria variabile, 351 nucleotides long. RefSeq lists its product as uncharacterized. The coding region runs from base 1 to 351 and encodes 116 amino acids. Lineage: Eukaryota; Fungi; Ascomycota; Dothideomycetes; Pleosporales; Didymosphaeriaceae. The record is from RefSeq and is a predicted model, not a curated record. The transcript has a single exon.
AUGGGUGGUCUUCAUCCGAAGUACUCCUGUCGAAAAGGCCUGUGGCACUACGGGUGUUUCAAUCGAGAAUACGACCAGAGCCAUUGGAAGGCAAAGCACUGGACACAGCACUGGGAACAGCACUGGUCCUAUUGCUGCAGGCGCUACGACCCGAUGCGCAACAAGUACACCGAUAUGCCAAUCGUCUUUGAAGGUUAUUACGACUACGACUCGCUGCCGCCCUCAUGGUCGCCUGUGUUCCGGAGGGACACGGUGUCGCGGAACGAGCAGUUGUACGCUGGGCUGACGCUGGGGCAGUGGCUUUGGAUGAUCUUUGCGAUGGUGGUUGUUAUGGGUGAGUUUGAGAGUUGA